AUGAAAAAAGGUCACUAUACUAUCAGUCAAGCGACAUCUUUGGAUCUAAAAACCAUUGAAGAUGAACCAUCAAUAAUAGAUCUUCCAAUAUCUCCAGCUUUCAGAAUCUACUCAGCCCCAUGCAAAUCUUCAGAAUCUUACUUCACCUUAGAACGAAGGGCAUAUAGUCCAAUGACUUCUAAUUAUCUAACAUUAGAAGUCGCAUGUUCAUAUGAUGCUGCUAAUCCUAGAUAUACUGGUGUCACGAGAGCAAUUGAAUCUAAAGCAAUAAUCUCUAUCUGCGGCGAAUUGCAUAAGGGAUACAUAUUAACCAAAUCUAAUAUUACAACGACCACAUAUUUUAACGUAUCACUUCUUGGUAACUAUGUAGAACGAAACCAAACUAACCAAAAUAUACAAAAUUCACAAAAUGUAAUAUUAAACAAUCAAAAUCACACAUAUACCUCUUCUUUUUCUAUAAUAAACUACGAACCAUGGAAAAUAUCAGACAAACUUAAUAACUUAUUAAAUGAAUUUCAAGAAACGAUUUUAUACGAUCAUCCCUCUAUACCAUCAAUAUUAAUGAUGAACCAAACAACAAAUUGGAUUGAUUAUGAUACAACAGAAGAAUAUACAUUACCUAUAGCCUUUCCAAAUAUUAAAAUAAUAACUCGCUUAAACAAUCGAGGUCGAACUUUAGGAUCUAAUCCAUAUACAAACUAUCGACACUUAAAAGGAUUCAUUAACCUUUCCAAAAACAAAUAUGCACUUCAACUACAUUCAGGUCUAAUUGGAGCCUUUUUAAAUCAAGAACAAGAAGAUUCUCCUAACUGGUUCCAUCUAACAUUAAUACCCGCAAGUCAGUGGCUAAAAGAAAAUAAUCCUAUAUUUAAAGAAUAUAAUCAUUUAUCAUCUUUUGAAUCACCAAUACAAAAUAUAACAAAUCAACCAUAUCCAAUAGCUAGAUUAACUAAUAUAUCUUCUUGGUCAACACAAAACCAACCUCCUUAA
This is a messenger RNA of Funneliformis caledonium, 990 nucleotides long. Lineage: Eukaryota; Fungi; Glomeromycota; Glomeromycetes; Glomerales; Glomeraceae. The record is from the annotation of a GenBank genome assembly.